ACUUCAAAAAUUUUCCUAGCUAAUUAUGAUGAGAUGAUUAAUUGCACUCAUAAACCAAUAAAAAAUUAGCCGGCAACUAUUAUUGGUGACAGUAGCAAUCAUCUCGCAAUGUUCUUCUAUAUUUUGAUCCUUUUCUUUGUAUCAUCAUCAAUUCAAAAGGAGCUCGCCAAUGGGAACGUUCGAAUUAUAGGAGGACAUACAGCACAUAUCAGCCAGGUGCCUUUCGUUGCAGCUAUCAAUGUUGAAGGUUCCGGUUAUACCUGGUUUUGUGGAGGAGCAUUGUAUGGAAGCCAGUGGAUUAUCACAGCUGGUCAAUGUGUAAAUGGUGCCAUUCUUUUCACAAUUCGUUUGGGAUCAAUCAGUUUGACUGAACCGGACGCAAAUCGUGAAACACUUUCAACUUCAACUUAUUUCAUACAUCCUGAAUUUGAUCCUGAAACUUUGGAGAAUGAUAUUGGGCUUAUUAAGCUUCGAAUGCCUGUUACACAUACCAGUUACAUUAAAUCAAUCAAUUAUUUGGCUUUGAACGAGCUUUGGAAUAACACACAUGUCUAUGUGAUGGGCUGGGGACAAACCAGUGAUGACGAUGGAUCGUUAUCAGAUGAUUUAAAAAUGGCUUUGGUCACUACUUUGCCCAAUGAAGAAUGUAAGUUAACCUUCGGCAAUCAAAUUAAAGAAACCAUGGUUUGUGUUGAUGGACAAUACAACGAAGGAGCCUGCCAUGGUGAUACUGGAAGUCCACUGAUACUUCUGCACCCUCGUGGUAUAACAGAACACGUAGGAAUUUCAAGUUUUGUAAGCUUUAACGGGUGUGAGACUCCAGAACCGUCUGGCUAUACAAGGACUUACCCUUAUAAUGACUGGAUUAAUAAUAUUACAAAGAGUAAUGACUGAAAACUUAAAAAUGUAUUCUCAUGUUAUAUUAGUGCAAUAAAGAGAUUUGAUAUAAAUUGAA
Messenger RNA from Tribolium castaneum (red flour beetle), 955 nucleotides. Its product is annotated as serine protease h103. The record is from RefSeq and is a predicted model, not a curated record. The coding region runs from base 109 to 894 and encodes 261 amino acids. Lineage: Eukaryota; Metazoa; Arthropoda; Insecta; Coleoptera; Tenebrionidae. The transcript has 6 exons. Gene Ontology annotation, molecular function: serine-type endopeptidase activity. Gene Ontology annotation, biological process: proteolysis.